GCCGCGCCUGCGCAGUGCGCUGGUCUCCAUGGCGGUGCCGCGGAGCCAAGACGAGUUGGGGAAGAAGAUUUCAUUUAUGGAUGGACAUGAUACGUAACAUGCUGGUCCUUAAGUAACUAUGCCUUGACAUGGAACUAUUGUGUGUGCUGUCUUUUAAUGGAAGAAAAUGGAACUGGCCAUGAUGCCAAGAUGGAACAAUCUCAUGAUUUAUUAGUAGUCAACUGUAAUAACACCGAAGAGUCAGAAAGAGAUGCUCAGGUGUUUCAGCAUCUAACCUGCAUGGAUUCCAGGGAUCCUUCCUUUGGACAAAAUGAUUCUUCUGCAGUUUUGCCCAUCACAGUUGGUGUAGCAGAUAAUUCACCCCCAUCACAGCAUGUACCAGUCCAGCUGUCACAGCCACAGUCUCUUUCCACAGAGCAGUUCCAUCUAGUUGACCAAAAUGGGCAUCCUAUUCAGUAUGAGCUUCAGUCAGUAGGGGAUUAUAAUACACAGAUGAUGAUUGUUACUAGUCCAUCAGAAAAUGGACAGGUGCUUCAUGUAAUCCCAUCCACUCAGACAGGAAUGGCACAAGUUAUUAUUCCUCAGGGGCAGCUCCUAGAUGUGACCAGUCCUCAGGAUAUUUCAGAAGAGAAUACCACUGAUGGACACUUACAGACUGUAGCAGUGGCUGCUAUAGCAGACAAUACCAGUAGUUAUAUUCUUCAUCCACAAGCAUCCCUCUCCUUGCCUAAAAAGACAGCAACUAGAAUAGCUGACGACCCUUUUCCUGUCCCUCUGCAACCACUUCUUCCACAUACACCUACAUGGGCUCAUCGUCUACGGAAUUGUCAGAAAAUUGGAGAUUCGUACCGUGGUUAUUGUGUAAGUGAGAUAGAAUUAGAAAAUGUACUAACACUUCACAAGCAGCAGACAAAGACUAUAUGGGGGACACGCCAAUCUCCAAGCCCAGCAAAACCUGCUACACGCUUAAUGUGGAAAUCCCAGUAUGUUCCAUAUGAUGGAAUCCCUUUUGUCAAUGCAGGGAGCAGAGCCAUAGUGAUGGAAUGUCAGUUUGGGCCAAGGAGGAAAGGUUUCCAGGCCAAAAAAACUGGAGAGCAGGAAAGCACCUCCUCCUGUCACCUCUACAAAGCCACUUGUCCAGCACGGAUUUACAUUAAAAAGGUACAAAAAUUCCCUGAGUAUCGAGUUUCUACUGACCCCAAAAUUGACAGGAAGAUCAUCAGAAUGGAGCAGGAGAAAGCCUUCAACAUGCUGAAGAAGAAUUUGAUUGAUGCUGGAGGGGUUAUCAGGUGGUAUGUACAGUUGCCCACCCGAAAGGCUCAUCAAUAUCAUGAAUUGCAGAAACCUUGCCUCAUUCCUUCUCCUUCCCCUCUCCUUGUUUCUUCACUUGAGAAUGAGGAGGAUACAGUUCGGGAUGAGAACUCUACGUUAUCCUCACGUCUACAUCCACAAGUAGCAGAUAAAAUCAGAGAACUGGUAUCUCAGGGAAUAGAACAAGUCUAUGCAGUGAGGAAACACCUCAGAAAAUUUGUAGAGAGGGAAUUGUUCAAGCCUGAUGAGAUACCUGAAAGACAUAAUUUGUCCUUUUUUCCAACUGUGAAUGACAUAAAAAACCACAUUCAUGAGGUACAGAAGUGCUUGAGAAAUGGGGAGAUGGUGUAUAAUUCAGAAACUCCUCCAGCUAUGUUCCAAUGGACCACCGACAGUGGGAACAUUCUCACAGAGACUGUAACAGUUACAUUUGCAUCACCAUCCACUGAGGGAAGCUCACCAGGAGAAUCGAUUAUCACUAAAGUGGAAGCAGAUCAGACAGAGGAGUCUUUGUCUGCAGAGACAGCCCACUUGCUCUCUUCACUCUCUUCACUUCAGCCCAAAAUGUUUGCACAGUUGCAGGGUUUACAGUUACAACCAGCGUUCACCUCUACUGAUGGCACAACUGCUUUGAUAUCAGUAAAUAGCCACUCUCAUUCUACUUCUACAAACCUUCUGGAUUCAGUAGAAAGUGCUGUAAUGAACCAUUCUGUCGUGUUCACUCAAGGACAUAACCUUCAAGCAGGAGCCUGCCUGACACAGAACCAUCCGGCUUCCUCUACACUGGGUAACCUUCCUGGACCAGAUCAGAACCUUGUUACAAUGGGCCAACUGGUAGCAGUUGGAGGUGUUGAGGAUACAGGAAGCCUGGAAGGUAGUGUUCAUCAGAUUUUUUUGGGAGAUGUACAAACCAUUCCAAUCAGGAUUGUGAACAGCCACCCAACUCUUAUUGAAGAAAAUCUACAAGGUACUUUUUCUGUGAGUCAAGUUAAAGAAGAGCCCAGUGAACCAACAUUAUCUGAGCAAGCAAAUAAUAUCCUGGACAGAAAUACCUCAUCCAUGGUUUAAGUUUUUCAAGACUUUUUAAGGCUUAAAAUUUUGAAAAAUUCAACUCUCUUGGAAAUGAAAGUAGAUAGUGUCAAAAUGGUGCCAUUCUUCUCAGUGGCAUUGUUAAAGAGCAUAUUAUACAAUAGUUCUAAUGGAUACUUUCAUAUAAAACUGAUAAUGAUUUGUGCCAAUUCAAAGUCAUUGUGUUACCUUAUAAAAGAGUUUCUCUUCUCAGUUUUGGAUAGAUCUGCUAGUUCUAAAUUGUCUGAUUUAACCAGUAUUUCAAACAGUAGGCUGAAGGUUUGGUGCCAAUGUAAAUAUUUCUCCUACUCAUCUCAUAGAAAGUCUUAUCUGAUUUUGGUGCUUCAUGGCUGACGAAAACAUGCUCUUACAUACAUCAGUCAUAUGAGUCUUUUUUUUUCUUUUUUCUGUUUUUUUGUUUGUUUCUUUGUUUUUUAGGAGGAAAAUGGCUUUUAUAACAGAGCCUAUUUGGUACUAGUGGGAAAAGGUACUUAAACAAUGAAGAGAUUGAAUAUAAGGAAGGAAGUUACAUUCCAGUGCUAAAGAAAAUAUGGGUGAUAAAUGAAAGCGUAUUACAAAUAUGAAAUGUAAUGGGUCUCAUUUGUUAAAAUAAUUGUUAACAUUAUAAAUUAUUUUCUCUUGGGUUGUAAUUUGUUUCACCUGGAAAGAAACACAAUGGUUUUUGUUAUGACUACUAAUGACCGCAGUCAUUUCUGGUGAAAUGUGGCUGUACUUCAGCUACUUCCCUUUGACUUUUUGCACUUCCAGUUACAAAGAGUUUAUUGAUUAGUAGUUUUCAGAAGGAUACUUGGAAUAUUCUAAGUACCGAGAAUCCUGUAUCCUUAAGUAACUUGAAUUACACAGACAAGCAAUAGAAGUACAUGUAGCAUAUAUAAAUACUGUCUUUAUAGCUAAAACACUACCAUCAUUGGAAUUAGAGAACUUUUGAAAACAUGAAAAGGUUCCCAGAGUUAAAGGAAAUUUACAAAGCUUUUUAAACUGAUCUCAGAGGAUUUUUUUUAUAUUACAUUGAAAAAAAAUGGGCAUAUAUUUACAUUUUUUCCAUGCCAAACAAAAUUCUUCAUGGAUUGAUUGGCA
Molecule: messenger RNA, 3477 nt
Organism: Vombatus ursinus (common wombat)
Lineage: Eukaryota; Metazoa; Chordata; Mammalia; Diprotodontia; Vombatidae
Gene: CARF
Product: calcium responsive transcription factor
Exons: 16
Coding region: 157-2379 (740 amino acids)
Biological process (GO): regulation of transcription by RNA polymerase II
Cellular component (GO): nucleus
Molecular function (GO): RNA polymerase II cis-regulatory region sequence-specific DNA binding; DNA-binding transcription factor activity, RNA polymerase II-specific
Source: RefSeq, a predicted model, not a curated record